Capsicum annuum is the source of this 1712-nucleotide messenger RNA. RefSeq names its product shaggy-related protein kinase epsilon. The record is from RefSeq and is a predicted model, not a curated record. The transcript has 13 exons. Gene Ontology annotation, cellular component: cytoplasm. Gene Ontology annotation, molecular function: protein serine/threonine kinase activity; ATP binding. NCBI's taxonomy places the organism in Eukaryota, Viridiplantae, Streptophyta, Magnoliopsida, Solanales, Solanaceae. Gene Ontology annotation, biological process: signal transduction; protein phosphorylation. Bases 291 to 1523 code for a protein of 410 amino acids.
UCAACCAGAAGCUUCCACGUGGCGACGUCAUACACCCAAAACUCCAAUCAACUAAAAUGGAUAAAAUUCGUUGGGGUCCGCUCAGCACCAUUUUCACUUGCCAUUUUCUUCUUCUUCUUCUUCUUACCUCCUCAGGGUUUUGUUGUUUGAUUGUUUGUUUCGAUCAGAAUUUUCCGUUGCCGAUACGAGCAAUUUAGUUCUCCGCUGCAGGUUUUGAGAAGCUGGCAAAGAUCGUUUGAGCUGUAACCAGUUAUCAGUCCAAUUAGCAAGUUUAUUUGUAAUUUAGUGAUAUGGCUUCUGGCAGUAUAAUACCUUCAGCAGGUGGCAAUCCAAUAACUGAUGCCAUCCGUAUUGAAAACCUCCCUAAAGAAAUAAGUGGAAUGAAGAUCAAAAAUGACAAAGGAGAAAAGGAAAUGGAAGCAGCUGUUGUGGAUGGAAAUGGAACUGAAACAGGUCACAUCAUUGUGACGACUAUUGGGGGAAAAAAUGGUCAGCCAAAGCAGACCAUAAGUUACAUGGCAGAGCGAGUUGUUGGACAGGGUUCCUUUGGAAUUGUAUUCCAGGCCAAAUGCCUUGAAACAGGAGAAACUGUGGCAAUAAAAAAGGUCCUGCAGGACAAGAGAUACAAGAAUCGAGAAUUGCAGACUAUGCGACUUCUUGAUCAUCCUAGCAUUGUUUCACUGAAUCACUGCUUCUUUUCAACCACAGAAAAGGAUGAGCUCUAUUUAAAUUUGGUUCUAGAAUUUGUACCUGAAACUGUCUACCGUGUUUUAAGACAUUACAGCAAAGCAAACCAACGAAUGCCUAUGACAUAUGUCAAACUGUACUCAUAUCAGAUGUUUAGAGCUUUGGCUUACAUUCAUGGGAUUGGAGUCUGCCACAGGGACAUCAAACCUCAGAAUUUACUGGUCAAUCCCCACACACAUCAGCUUAAGCUUUGUGAUUUUGGGAGUGCAAAAGUCCUGGUCAAAGGCGAGCCAAAUAUUUCAUAUAUCUGUUCACGCUAUUAUCGUGCUCCUGAACUAAUAUUUGGAGCAACCGAGUACACCAAUGCAAUUGACAUAUGGUCUGUGGGCUGUGUCCUAGCUGAGCUGCUCCUUGGCCAGCCCCUCUUUCCUGGUGAGAGUGGUGUAGAUCAGCUCGUCGAAAUAAUCAAGGUUCUUGGAACACCAACGCGUGAAGAAAUCAAAUGUAUGAAUCCAAAUUACUCCGAGUUCAAGUUCCCGCAAAUCAAAGCUCAUCCCUGGCACAAGAUUUUUCACAAGCGGAUACCUCCUGAAGUUGUGGAUCUUGUGUCAAGGCUUCUCCAGUAUUCUCCAAAUCUGAGGUGCAGCGCGUUGGAAGCUCUUGCUCACACUUUCUUUGAUGAACUCCGUGACCCCAAUGCUCGUCUUCCUAAUGGUCGUCCAUUGCCACCACUGUUCAACUUCAGGCCUCAAGAGCUGAAAGGAGCGUCUUCAGAACUCUUAAACAAACUGUUACCAGAACAUGCUAAAAAACAGUGUCCAUUCCUUGGGCUCUAGUCUGUAAGAUUUUGAGAUCCUAUUUGUUAUCACUCUAUUUAUUCUGUAAUAUAUUGACCAGAGAAUUAGGUAAACCUUUUGACAUCUCCAUUAAUCCAGUAUAUACCACUUCUAGCAUUAUGUAAUCUGCUAUUUUUGCCCCUGUACUUCAUUUCUAAAUAUAGUAAUGUAUCGUGAAAUUUACCCUUA